Molecule: messenger RNA, 1746 nt
Organism: Oreochromis niloticus (Nile tilapia)
Lineage: Eukaryota; Metazoa; Chordata; Actinopteri; Cichliformes; Cichlidae
Product: growth-regulated alpha protein
Exons: 5
Coding region: 922-1245 (107 amino acids)
Biological process (GO): chemotaxis; immune response; defense response
Cellular component (GO): extracellular region
Molecular function (GO): chemokine activity
Source: RefSeq, a predicted model, not a curated record
ACUUUUAGGAUUAGGCUUAAAACUUUCCCUUUUGAUAAAGCGUAUAGUUAGGGCUGUACAGGUGACCCCAAAUCCUCUCUUACUCAUGCUGCAAUACGUCUUGGCUGCUGGGGAAUUCCCAUGAUGCAUUGAGUCUUUCUUUUCAGUCAUCUUUCUCAAUCACUGUGCUUAUACACCUUUGCAUUCGGUUAUUAGUUAUUACAGUGGAACCCCGACUUACGAAUACCCCAUUUAACGAAAAAUUCAAGUUUCGAAAGCACUUAACAGCAAUAUUUCUGCCCAUGUUACGGCAAAAUGCCCACGUAACCAAAUCCGCUGGCUCUGAUUGGCUGAGCCCAGAAUGCCUACAAUGCCCACAAUGCCUUCCGAAUCAUGUGACAACCCCCUUGGCUUUCGUACUUGCGCUUCGCUGUUCCGCUUGAACGACGUAUUGUUGUUGCAGUUAGCAAUUAGCCUGUAGCCUAUCGUUCACUCAAAAGGCGCGAUGGGUGCUUCGACUUACGAAAAUUUUCGACUUACAAAAGACCCUUGGGAACGAAUUAAUUUCAUACAAACGACAGCUGAAGGCGCAAGGAAGGCAGGCAUGUCUCAACAUAAACCAGUUGCACGGGAAAUCCUUAUGAAUAAGUGAAGGUAGAAAGUUUAAAUGACAAAGAAUUGUAACAGCAGGAUUUCCACUGUGGGAGGACAGACAUAAAAAUGUUUGGGGGGUUUUUUUAGCCAAUACUUGGGAAGACAUUCUCACCCAGCUGUGAGUGUAUAUAAGGAGGUUCAGAGAUGAUGAACCUCACAGUCCUGCACACUCAGGCAGCUCAAGAAGGAGACGCACAGCAGCAGAGAUCCUUCAUAUCUGAGAAGAAAAAAUCAGUUGAAGACUGAGCCUUCAGUAGAUCCUCCACUCACUAAUUGAAAAGCUUUAAGAUGAAGACAAGUGUUGCCAUCCAGUGCAUCGUUCUCCUGGCCUGCAUGGCCCUUUGCACUUCACUAGUUAUUCCAAGGUGCCGGUGUUUGAAGAUCAGUAAGUCCAUAAGGGGGGCUCUCAUCGCUCAACUCAAGGUGGAUGAGCCUCGUCCACAUUGCAAUAAGAAAGAAGUCAUUGUCACACUGAAGGAUGGGCGUGAACAGUGUCUCGAUCCUGAGUCUAAAUUCACCAAAACGCUGCUGGAAAAACUGAAUCAGAUGAAAAAAACAGUCGUCAACCCCCAAAGAACCACAGCAUCAACCACAGUGCCAGAAUCAUCAUGAUCCAGUUUACGUGUUUAGUGCUGGUACAACAUGUGUGGAUCAAGAAGAAGGAGGAGCACAGAUUGGGUUCUCAUAGCAAAAUAUGAAUGCAAAGUAGACAGUGACGGCUACAAUGGACAGCAAGAUGUAAAUGGAUUUAAUAUCAGAUGUAAAAUAUUUAUUACCCAAAUUCUCAAUCAGAACUGAGUUUUUUCUGGAGACAAUCAGGGACGUUGCAAAGCUCAUCCUUGAGCCUAUCUUCAGAUUGAAUUUUUGAUUAAUAAGAAUAUAUUUUAUAAAAUGUAUGUUUUUGGGGGGUUUUUUGCUCUUAUUCAGUGCACAUGCAAAUGUCACUACAUGUUCACUAUUGUCUGUGAUAUUAAACUGUGAUAAAUAUGAGCAGUGGUUAUAGGUUAAUCUGUAAUUUAUCUAUUCUUUAAAGGAUUUGUAAACAAUGGAUACAGCAUGUUUAAGUACCAUGUUUAUUUUUAAUGCUGGGAAAUCCCUCAAAAUAAAUAAUAA